CUUCAAACAAGUUCGAACUCAUUUUUCGGUUAUGUUAAUCAAAACUGUUGCUGUUGCUGCUAAUGUUCAUCAGUUUGAUCACUUCUGUUUUGUCUGUUGAGGUGUUCAGUAGCAGAAAAAGCAGCGACAGAGAAAUAUCAUUAUAAAAUGUGGAAGGUUUCAGUGUUUAUCACAUUGUGUUGUCUAUUUAUUGGUACUGCACAUGCAGCAUCAAUCGAUUGUAACAUUGAUGAGUGUAGGAAACCGAUGAAAAUUUAUGAGGAGCUUGGAUGUAAGCCGAUUUAUGGAUCUAAAUCAUGCUGUCCAAAGAGAUUCGAAUGUCCUGACGACAUGAAGGUUGUAAAGGAUGAGAACAAAUGCACAUUUGAGGGCAUCGACUAUAAAAUUGGAGAAGUUUUGCCACGGAAUUCGACCACCGAAUCAAAGUGUGUCGAAGCAUGUAUAUGUUCAAGAUAUGAAGAGGAACCAGCCAAGUUUUUAUGUACAAAUAGUGAUUGUGGCAUUUCUAGCUUUAAAGUGCCGGGCUGUAUAAACAUUUAUGGCGAUUUGAAUGAAUGUUGCUCAACAUCAAUUGUUUGCGACGACGAAGAGAAGGAGAAACUAGCAACAUGCUGGGAUAAAGAAGUGGAAUAUCAUGAAGGAGAGAAAUUCAUAUCAAAAUCAAAUCCUUGUUAUGAGUGUCUUUGUCAUAAAGAUUUCGAUAAUACAACAAUUAUUGAGAAGAAUUCACAUUGUCAUAAGUUAAAUUGUGAAAUCGAAUUGAAAUAUAAAUCUUUCAUCCAACGUGGAUGCUUGCCAAUUUUCGAGAAUGACAAAUGCUGUCCCGUAGAUUGGAAAUGCUUUGAUUCUUCAAAAAAGAGUAAGAAAGUUGUUAAGAGAUCACCUGAUGAAGAUGAAGACUCGAGUGAUGAAAAUGAUUCGUCAGAGGACUCAUUUGAAGACGAUGAUGAUGACUCAGAAACUGUGGAAUUAAAAAUUCCAAUAAUUGCUGAACCUGCUAAAGUGACACCUCUAGAAAUUUCGCAAUUCCUGCCACCAUUUGAAUAUAAUUCAGAACCAAUUGUUAGCAAGGAAGACGAAAAUGUAAAGGAAACAACACCACAAAGUUCGACAACUGAGAAAGCUAUAAAAGACGAGGAAGAGGAAAAAGAAGUUAAAACUACUCAAAAAACUCUAGAAGAGACAACAUUAAGUUCCAGUUCUGAUGAAAUUACAACUCUUUCAUCUACAGAAGCUUCUCCAGUUUCUCAAGUAGUCACUGAAGCUGUCAAUGAUCCAACAACAAGCAAAAUAGAAACGACUGAGUCUGUGACAGAAGUAGAAUCGACGACACUGUCUACUGAGUCAACUACGGUAACUACAGAGAAAACAAAGAAAGAUGAAAGUGGCGAGGAAAGCGAUGAUGAGAGUUCUGAUGAAGAAAAUAUUUUUGGCGGUGAUUUGAAGAAAUCUGAUGCUGAGGAAGACAAAAGUGAAGUCUUGAUCUCAGAAGUGACUGAUAGUGACAUCACAACAGAAUUAGUUUCAAGCUCAACAGAAAUUAUUUCAGAAAGUACAACUCAGUCGUUAAGUUCAACAGAGGCUGUUUACGAGAGUACAACAGAAUCAAUCAAUGAAAUAUCAACAGAAGUACAAACUACAGUUGCAACAAUUGGUGACGAUUUCGAGAAAUCUUUAGACCAAUCUGAGGAUACAACAACAGAAGUUCCAGAAAUCAUUACAACAGAAUCUAAUAUUCCAACAGAAGCAAUAAAAUUAACAGAAGAAGCAAAAACAACAGAACCAACAUUUACAUCAUCAAAAGAUCAAGAGCUUACUCCACCAGUUCCAACAAAACUUGAUAUGUUAUUGACAACACUUAAACAACUUCAGGAAUAUGUUUCAAAAUUAAGUAUGCUUACAACCACAAGAACAUCAGAAUCUGAGCCACCAGCAUCUUUUGUGAACUUUACAGUUUCAAGAUCAUUGCCAAUUACGGAAAAUAAUGAAGAGAAUUUGGCUGAAGAUGGAAUUGAUGUGAGAUCAAUCAGCAAACGAUCAGUAGAUCAAAAGUCUGUGUAUGUAAAGUUCUCAAAUAAAGAAAAAGGAUGUACAGUUGGUACACAACUCUACAGAAUUGGAGAUGAGAUUAAAACAGACGAUAAAUGCAUAACAUGCUACUGUAAUUACUCACCUAUUGGACAUUGUAUAAGAAAUGAAAAGUGUAAGAGCACAUAAAGUAGUUUGUAGAGUAAUAAACAUACAAGUAAGAUAAAGAUCUACAAAUAGUGAAUAAAAUUUUUUUUAUCCAAA
Chironomus riparius is the source of this 2292-nucleotide messenger RNA. NCBI's taxonomy places the organism in Eukaryota, Metazoa, Arthropoda, Insecta, Diptera, Chironomidae. The record is from the annotation of a GenBank genome assembly.